Molecule: messenger RNA, 3924 nt
Organism: Eurytemora carolleeae
Lineage: Eukaryota; Metazoa; Arthropoda; Copepoda; Calanoida; Temoridae
Product: aminopeptidase Ey
Exons: 26
Coding region: 29-3115 (1028 amino acids)
Biological process (GO): peptide catabolic process; proteolysis
Cellular component (GO): cytoplasm
Molecular function (GO): zinc ion binding; metalloaminopeptidase activity; peptide binding
Source: RefSeq, a predicted model, not a curated record
AUAACCCAGUAUAAUCUGAGCUGCAAGAAUGAGAAGAGGGUUCAUAUUCUUCUCUUUAAUAUCUCCUUUACUAGGAAUCAGAAAAUUCCCCGAUGCACCGGUCUCUUUUACACCUAGGGAUUCUCCUUUUCUCCAGGAUAGAAGAGAAGAUGGGAACAGUUUAACCUUGUCUUGUGGUAGACCGUCGGGAAAGAUUACAGAAUGCAGUUGGAAACAUUUAUCUGCCAAUGUUUGGUCAGAGCAGCAAGGCUCAGAUUUGAAUCGAGAAAUAACACUGGACAACAGCUGGUGCAAUCUGACCUUUAUCUCUAUGGUGGAGGGGGUAGAUUCAGGAAAAUGGAAAUGUAAACUAACCAACUCAGAUUCAGCACAAUAUCAGGAAGGACAUUUCGAGGUCACAGAGGACAAUCUGGACAUUAGGUUACCAAAAACAGUUCUGCCUGAAGUUUACAAUGUUUAUCUGGUUCCACAUUUAGACCCAGAGGACUUUACUAUCACAGGACAUGUAGAUAUUCAGGUUAAUGUACUUGAGCCUACAGACAGUUUAACAGUUCAUAUUUAUGAUAUUGUUAUAGAAGAAGAAACUGUCGAGGUGUCUUCAAACACAGACCAUCCUAUAGCAGGACAUACAUAUGAUGAUGAGAGACAGUUCUAUACAAUAAACCUGGUAAACAGCUUAGAGCCAGGAACAUACAUCGUUCAUAUCUCUUUUACUGGGUUUCUCAACAACGAACUUACAGGAUUUUACAGAAGCAGUUACAUCGACUCAGAUGGAAAAACAAAAUGGUUGGCCACGACACAGUUUGAGACAACAUCAGCUCGACGUGCUUUUCCUUGUUUUGAUGAACCAGCGAUGAAAGCAAUAUUUAAAGUUCAUCUUGGUAGAAGCAUUAAUAUGACUUCUAUUAGCAACAUGCCCAUUCAAGAAACUACUGAUAUGAACGUUGAAGGAUAUGUUUGGGAUAAUUUUGAGGAAUCACUGAAGAUGUCAACUUAUCUGGUUGCGUUUGUUGUAAGUGACUUUGUAUUCAGGGAAUCAGAGGAUGUCGGGAAUGGAGUCAUAUUCAGGAUUUGGUCCCGCUCUGACCUGUACGAGCAGACCGCCUAUGCUGCCGAAGUUGGACCUAAAAUUCUUAAAUAUUAUGAAGAAUAUUUCGAUACACCCUUCCCUCUACCCAAACAAGAUAUGAUAGCUAUUCCAGAUUUUGGAGCUGGAGCAAUGGAAAAUUGGGGCCUUGUCACCUAUAGAGAGUCUGCUUUGCUGUAUCAAGAAGGCGUAUCCUCCCUAAGUGAAAGAGAAUAUGUAGCUGUUGUCAUUGCUCAUGAACUGGCGCAUCAAUGGUUUGGAGAUCUUGGUAACAUAAACACUAUUUUAACUUGGGAUUCUCAUACAAAGCUUUUAAGGGCAUUAUUAUAUGUGUACGGAGGGUCACUUGAAAUUAUGCUUACUGUCCCUUUAAUGAGCAAGAAAAUUAUAUUAAUUCUUGAACUUUUAGACAGGUUUAUUCUGCAGUCAGUUCAACCAGCCUUAGAGCUAGAUGCACUAGAGUCCUCUCAUCCCAUAUCUAUCCCUGUAAACAAUCCAGAUGAAAUCAAUGAAAUAUUUGAUGGUAUUUCCUAUGCAAAAGGAGCAUCAGUUAUUCGCAUGAUGGCCAACUUCUUGCAAAUUAAUACUUUUAACAAAGGUGUCACAAGGUAUUUGCAAGCCAAUGCAUAUGGAAAUGCAAACCAGGAUACCCUUUGGAGAUUUCUAGCAGAUGCGGGACACGAAGAUGGUACAUUGGACUUAAAUAUGACAAUCAAAGCUGUAAUGGACACGUGGACUCUACAGAUGGGUUACCCUGUAAUAUCAGUUUCAAGAGAUUAUGAGAACAACAUACUUCACUUUAGUCAGGACAGGUUCUUGAUUAAUCCUAACUCUACGGCAGAGGAAUCCUAUACAUGGUAUGUUCCUAUCUCCUACGGGAUACCUAAUACUGCAGAUGGGUUGGAUGAUACCUCAGUCAAGCUGUGGAUUUAUCCAGAUAAUACUAAUGUUUCUAUCCAAGAGGACACAGCUCUUCCGAACCUACCUUUGAUCGCAAAUGUGCAAGAAACCGGUUUCUACCGAGUUAACUAUGAUGCACGGAACUGGAAACUAAUCUCUGAUGUUCUAACAAUUGAACACACAGCAAUACAUAGGAUGAAUCGAGCUCAGAUACUUGAUGAUGUGUUUAACCUUGCUAGAGCUGGUCUUCUAGACUAUACCCUAGCUUUGGACCAAACAAAAUAUCUCUCUAAAGAAUUGGACUACAUUCCUUGGGCUUCUGCGUUCAGUGGGUUUAAAUAUCUGCAAAGCAUGCUGAAACGAAGUCCUGGAUUUGGCAAGUUUAAACACUACAUGAUUUUAGCCCUACAGCCGGUUUAUGAGCGUCUUGGAUUCACGGAGAAGCCUGAUGAUACUAUUCUUGACGGUAAACUAAGAGCUUAUGUUGUUGAAUGGAUGUGCCAAAUAGGACAGGAGGAUUGUACUCAGAGAAGCCUGGAUAUAUUUAAAGCAUGGAUGCUUUCAGAAACUCCAGAUGCAGGGAACCCAGUCCCAUCUUUCUCCAGGCAGACAGUGAUGUGCACUGCUAUUGAGAAAGGUUCUGAAACAGAAUGGGAUUUCUUGUUUCAAAGAUUCGUCAAUUCAAACAAUGCUAAUGAGAAGAAUACAAUGAUUAGUGCGCUGGGUUGUGUCAAGGAAGAUUGGAUUUUAGAAAGAUAUUUAGAAAUGGCUUUAGACGAUAAUUCAGGAAUAAAGAGACAAGAUGGGUACCGAGUAAUAACAUCAGUUGCACAGAAUACUAUUGGACGAUAUAUCGCCUGGCACUGGAUUAGGAAUAACUGGAAUACUAUUCAUGAUCUCUACGAUACCGGAGUCAUCUCAUUCACCAGCAGGAUGAUCGAGGCUGUGGCAAAUGAUUUCAAUACUGAAUCGGACCUGAAGGAACUGGAACAGUUUAUAUUGGAGAAUGAGGAGAAUCUAGGAACUGCUCAGAUGACCGCAAACCAGAUGAUUGAAGGAACAAGGGUAAACAUACAGUGGAUGGAAAACCAUUACGAAACUAUAGUUGAUUGGCUCAAGGUUUACUAGUCUACUAUUCUUUUAGCUACUAUUCUACUAGCCUACUAGCCUAUUUCUCUGCUAGCCUACUAGGCUACUAUUCUACUAGCCUACUAGUCUAUUGCUCUGCUAGUCUACUAGUCUAGUACUCUGCUAGUCUACUAGUCUAUUGCUCUUCUAGUCUACUAGCCUACUAGUCUAUUGCUCUGCUAGUCUACUAGUCUAUUGCUCUGCUAGCCUACUAGUCUAUUGCUCUGCUAGUUUACUAGUCUAUUGCUCUGCUUGUCUACUAGUCAAUUGCUCUGCUAGUCUACUAGUUUAUUGCUCUGCUAGUCUACUACUCUAUUGCUCUGCUAGUCGAUGAGUCUAUUGCUCUGCUAGUCUAAUAGUAUAUUGCUCUGCUAGUCUACUAGUCUAUUGCUCUACUAGUCUACUAGUCUACUACUCUACUAGUCUACUAGUCUACUAGUCUACUAGUCUACUAGUCUACUAAUUGUUCUGAUAGCCAGUACUUGAGAUAUUCCUAGUUAUACUAUCUUCCAGUAAUAUUUUGUGAUUAAUUAUGGAAAACUAAUUCUUCCCAAUUUAAACCUUUGUACCUUGAUGAUUGAUCAUAAUUGUUGGUACUCGUAAACUUUAAGUAAUUUUUUCAUAUUUGUAACCGUGAUUUUUUAUCACUUUUUCAACAAUUUUCACUCAUAAAUGUUUUGUUAAGCAAUAUUUCAUAGUUUUUUCUUUCUAUAAGUAUUCAAUAUUUUGAGUAAUUGCUUCUGUAGAUACUUAAUAUUUGUUUUGUUUUGUUUAGUUAUUUAUGACAAAUAAAUAGACAUGUGUGUUAA